CUGGCUGUGAUAGUGUUUGGUCUGUGCACUCUAGCUAUGGGAAUAAUCCUGUCUUCAAUACCAUGGCUCGACUACAUUAUAUUGAAAAACCUGAGGCUAAUGAACGGCUCCCUGAGUUACCACUACUGGCAGAGACCUGGCGUCAACAGGCUUACCAAGGUGUACAUAUUCAACGUCACGAACACCGAUGCCUUCCUCAACAACGGAGAGAAACCGAAACUCGCGGAAGUAGGACCCUUCGUGUACAGAGAAGAUAUGGAGAAAGUGAACAUCAAAUUUCAUGACAAUGGGACUGUUACCUUUCAACACAACAAGAUCAUGCAGUUUGUACCAGAGCUCUCUGCUGACAAGAACAUCAGAGUGAUUGUGCCCAAUAUCCCUCUGUUGACGCUGACCACACAAAGCAACAGCCUGCCUCGGCUCUUGCGCAUGACCUUGUCAGUGAUGCUGCGGGCAAUGGGACUCAAGCCCUUUGUCAAUGUCACCGCUGAAGAGUUGAUCUUCGGCUAUGAUGACACUCUGGUUUCUCUGGCACACAAGUUCUUUCCCAAGCACAGGCGUCCCUUGUCACAGAUGGGACUGUUGCUUGGAAGAAAUGGUACUCUAAAUGAAGUUUCCACAAUCUACACUGGCCAUUCAUCCAUGGAAGAAUUUGGUUAUUUGGACAAGUUAAAUGGUCUCGAUCAUCUCCCAUAUUGGCUAGACUCACCGUGUAACAAAAUACGAGCAUCAGAAGGAUCUUUUUUCCCACCUCGUAAAUAUACCCAUAGUGACGUCGUGCACGUGUAUGACAAGGACCUCUGUAGAAUAUAUCCACUUCACUUCAAUGGUAUGACGAGUAAGAAUGGCAUUGAGGCUGGUAUAUAUCUGCCACCUGAUGACAUCUUUGACUUACCAGAGAAACAGCCAGAUAAUAAAUGUUACUGCGGAGAGAAUAAUGAAACAUGUCCUGCUAAAGGACUUCAGAAUAUUGCUCCAUGUCAGUUCGGAGCACCAGCUUACAUCUCCUUCCCCCAUUUCUACCAAGCUGAUCCGGCCCUGCUAGACGCAGUAGAGGGACUGAAGCCAGAGAGAGAAAAACAUCAGACAUAUUUCUUUAUACAACCUAACUUGGGAGUCCCAGUGGAAGGCCAAGUACGAGUUCAGUUUAACCUGAAAGUGGAACAAUCACCCAAUAUCCACUCAGUCGCCAAGUUUCCUGACAUUGUCUUCCCAGUCAUUUGGCUUCAAGAGGGGAUUGCAGAACUCACACCCAGUAUACGACAUUGGAUUUACCUGGCUACGACAGUGGCUGAAGUGGCAGCCCCCGUCUUUGGAUAUGGCUCUAUUGUAUUAGGAAUUCUUAUAUUGGUUGGAGUAUUCAUCAAAGCCUACAAAAAUGUUUUAUUCAUAAAGGAGACUUUGAAGAAAGGCAGAGAGACUAUGCGAAGAGGAAGUAGUUUCAUCAUUAAUGGACAGCACAGACUUCUGAUCAUUCGAGACUCUUACACGUUACUAAAUGAUGUAAACACUGAACCAGAUCCAUGUCCAGAUGGUAAUCAAGAUCAUGGAGUUUGAGAUGUUCACUGGUAACCAGUGAGAAUUUUAUGACAAUCUGGGUCAGAAUCUGGAUCCAGAUCUGGUGAUAGUCUGCUCUGACAGUCUGCUCUCCUCUGAGGCUGAGUGAAAAUGCUUCACUGUGUACCAGAAGAGAUGGAUAUUCAACCAAAGUAUACUUGAUUCCUUUUUUACAAUAUACUAUACAGAUUUAGAAUUUUAAAUAUGUUGAAAGUGGCAUAAUAUUAGUCACAAGAACUACCAUUUUAAGUUCUGUACUGAAGAACAGAAUGUAUGCGACUGAGGUGUCACGUGUUUUUGCUCAAUAUUCAUAACCAUAUCCUUAGCACAUUCUGGAGCUGAAUCAUUCUAACCAUUCAACUGAAUCUACUAAGAAGCCAGUAGUUCUUUUCUAAAAAUCUUAAACUGCUUGCCGUCCAAACAAACUUUGGAGCCUUCAUGUUUCAAACCAUUUCGCAUCUAUUCUACUGCUUACUGUUAUUUUCUUAGUGCGAUAUAAAAGUUCACAUUAGUAUAAAUUAUACAGAUAUGAAUUAUGAAUAUCUCACUACAUGUGCCAGAAUUUAUAUUUUUUAUAUACCUAAAAUAGUAGGUAACUUAGCUCUGUUUGUGUAGUCUCGUAAAUGUAUAUGAUAUGGGCAAUACAAUCUGAAUUACACAUUAUAGAGGUCCUAAGAACAGUAUUUUUAAGACCCAAGGGAAUGCAGUUAUCCAAGGAAAAGACAUGUCUUUCAAACAAUCCUUAGCAUUAUCUCUGACCAGAUCUGGUUAGAGAAUUCUGUGCAGAGUUUCACUUCUAAAGUUUUGAUUUUAUCAAUGCUGGAAGUAUGAGGCCUCUUUCUGGUACAGUACACGUUAAACAGAAGGGCCCUUGUCACGAUGUCUUUUGUAACAGACUCUGUCUCGUGGAUCUUCAAUAACUGAAGUGGAUAUGCCACAACCCCAAAAUUCAUAAAGAUUGCCAAAGAUGAGAUACUAAUGGGAUGGAAAUUGUACUCAUCCCCUUUAUAAAUAAGUCCUGGUUCUUUUUGAAAGGAUGAGUAUGAUUGUCAGUUAAGAUGAAUACCUUAUCAGAAGACAGGUGUACAGAAUUCUCCAAAUCACAUGAAAGAGCUCAGAACUGGUAGUGGGUACAUUUAAACCCAUGGUACAGUUUCUGUAUAGUAGUUUUUAUGAAUAAAUAAAAAAUAAUAGUUGUAAUUAAACUACAUUUUUGUAUACAAUAAAAUAGGAAUGGAUAAAAUUUUGUCUGUUUUAUGAAUAAAUAUAAUUUUUAGUAAAUUCUGUAAAGGUUUUGCACUACCCUUGCAUGCUUGUAUACUAGAAAAGUGUUAUUUUAACAAUGUAAUGGUAAUCACUCUGAAUCUGAUCAUCUAAGCUGAAAUGAAGGACUUAAUUUUGUAGAAAAUAUAAGAAUUCCUGGAUACUAAGACACAACGAUGGUAGAAUUAGCUGGUAACUAGUGAAAAGCAGGACAUUAAGAAUUUAUUUUUUGAUGCAUAUUCUGUACCUUGUACUUGUACUUAAGGUUGGUUGUCUUAAUCUUAUGUGAGUGAAAUCAUGAUCCGAGUUCAGGCUCAGCUGACUGUUUUGCUACAGACACAGGAAUCUGAUGUGGCAUAUACAUAUUCAAAUGUACUAUAUUCCUCAGUAGUUUCCUGAUUAAAAAAUCCUGGAUGCACUUCCGUACUGGUUUUAUAUAUGCAUUCUAUAAGAUGCAUAUGCUUGAAGGUAUUAUAUAAAUUGCAUGUCAGUCUCCAUUAUAUCUAGUAAAGAAACUUUGUUUUGAAAUAAUGAUAAAAUCCAUCUGUAGAUUGCUGAGUCUCAGCAGCUACACCAGAACUGCUUUAACUAUUCCUGAUACAGACUUUGCUUACACUCAAAUAUUCUUUCUGCCUUAAUGCGCUUACAGGAAUCUUGUGACACUACACCAAUUAAUAAGUAUUUUUAUUUCUUUCAAACGAUUAUUUCCAUUGGAAUUAUUCACACCAGAGCCUAUCAGUAAAAUAAAUUAAUGUAUAUAUCUGCA
Molecule: messenger RNA, 3586 nt
Organism: Zootermopsis nevadensis
Lineage: Eukaryota; Metazoa; Arthropoda; Insecta; Blattodea; Termopsidae
Source: RefSeq, a predicted model, not a curated record